This is a messenger RNA of Ricinus communis (castor bean), 1695 nucleotides long. RefSeq names its product E3 ubiquitin-protein ligase PRT1. Gene Ontology annotation, biological process: proteasome-mediated ubiquitin-dependent protein catabolic process. The record is from RefSeq and is a predicted model, not a curated record. Gene Ontology annotation, molecular function: zinc ion binding; ubiquitin protein ligase activity. The transcript is spliced from 7 exons. NCBI's taxonomy places the organism in Eukaryota, Viridiplantae, Streptophyta, Magnoliopsida, Malpighiales, Euphorbiaceae. The coding region runs from base 166 to 1410 and encodes 414 amino acids.
AGAAAAAGGAGAUGAGCGGUGCAGAUGUCGUACGUGAUUUAAUGGGGAAUAAUAAUAUUAAAAAAGAAAAUUCUCUGCUUUUUCACAUCCAAAUAUCUAGAAGGAGAAGGCAGCGUGGCAAACUGCAGUAAGACUGUAAAGCAGCUGCCCUCUCUCUUAUUUCUGAUGGGCAAAGGUGAAACCACCGAUACCGCUGCCAUGGUUGAAUCGGAGAAAAUUCCCGAUUCUUUUCUCUGCUGCAUUUGUCUGGACCUUCUAUUCAAACCCAUAGUUCUCGCUUGUGGUCAUGUUUCCUGUUUCUGGUGUGUCCAUAAAUCCAUGAGUGGUCGACGAGAGUCCUGUUGUCCAAUUUGCAGGCAUCCGUACAAUCACUUUCCAACAGUCUCUCAGAUGCUCCAUGCCUUGCUCUUCAACAUCUAUCCUAUUGCCUAUAAGAGGAGAGAAGAACUAAUUCUAGCGGAAGAAAAACAGAUGGGUUAUUUUUCACCUCAGUUCGAUUACACUGCAUGUCAGUCGCCUGAAAAUCAAGAAUAUGAUCAUCUAAAGGAUCAUGAACACCUCUCAACCACUAGUUUGGAGUCCGACUCAUGCUCAGAGACUUGCUCCACAAGGGAAGGAGAGCCUAAGGGCAAAAGUAAGCGAUUAUCGAUCACUGAUGUACUCUGCGCUGCAUGCAAGCAACUUGUUUUUCGUCCAGUCUUCCUUAACUGUGGCCAGGGGUAUUGUGAGAGUUGUAUCUCAUGUUCAGUUGAUGAGAAUGGGAUGCUUAGAUGUCAAGUUUGUCAUUCUUUGCACCCAACUGGUUUUCCAAAAGUAUGUCUGGAGCUUGACCAUUUUCUGGAGGACCAAUUCCCCAGAGACUAUGCCAUGAGAAGAGAUGCUGUUGAGCUGAAACAAGCGAACAUAAAGAUUGAGAACCCUAUUAGCUGUUCUGCAAGAGCUGGUAAAAAAGGUUUUUCUUUUUCUUCAAUGCCGAAGGAAGAGCUUUCUCACUUAAAGCUUCAUUUUGGUGUUGGUUGUGAUUUUUGCGGGAUUUAUCCUAUAAUUGGGGAUAGGUACCGAUGCAAAGAUUGUGUUGAGAAAAUUGGUUUUGACCUUUGUGGCGACUGCUAUAACACUCGCUCUAAGCGUCCUGGCAGAUUCAAUCAGCAGCAUACCCCAGAACACAAGUUUGAGCAUGUUGAUUCUAUCAACGGACGUAGAGUAAUUAGGAGGUUGAUGAACGAUCAGUUUGGGAAUACUUCCCCUGUUCUUGCCAAUCCUGGUGAUCUAUCGGAUGUUCCAGAAAAUGAAUUCCCCAGCUCACUUAUAUCUGUUGGUGCUGAUGAAGGAACCAGAAACACUGCGAUGGCUACUGUUAUCCACACCGGAAGCGCAGAUGAUCAAAAUGAGUCCCAAUCCACCGGUUAAUCUCUUUCUGCCUUUUUUUGUUUAUGGUUGCUGUGUUUGGCUGUAGUGGUGGUUUCCUGGGAUUUUACCAAAAGAAAAAAACUGAACGCUUUGCUGCAUUUGAUCUAUUGCUGUCUGGUAUGUUCAUUGCAUAGUGUCCAUGUGAAGUUUUGUAUGUAUAAUCUUGGCAUUUGCAGUGGCAUGCAUUACUUGUACAAUACAUACUUUUUGUACAGGGUUCCUUUGCAGGGCCAACGUUCCUUUCUUUUUGUUCUUGAGAUAAUAAAAGCAGCUUUAUUUAAACAA